Canariomyces notabilis is the source of this 1692-nucleotide messenger RNA. RefSeq names its product kinase-like protein. The coding region runs from base 191 to 1330 and encodes 379 amino acids. Gene Ontology annotation, molecular function: protein serine/threonine kinase activity; ATP binding. The record is from RefSeq and is a predicted model, not a curated record. Lineage: Eukaryota; Fungi; Ascomycota; Sordariomycetes; Sordariales; Chaetomiaceae. The transcript is spliced from 2 exons. Gene Ontology annotation, biological process: peptidyl-threonine phosphorylation; peptidyl-serine phosphorylation.
CCAGUCCAAAGAAAGGGGUGUCAUUGCCUAUAAGACAUUUGACGUCCCCGAGGACUGUGAGAGGUUUCCCCUGAACGCCGGCUUUCUCGCUGGGGCCUUUGAAGAAAUCGACAAUGGAAUAUUCGCUGGCUUGGAGGUUUUCGAGAUCUUCGCUGUGCUGCAAGAGGAGGAAGAACCGCAUAUCACAUCGAUGAUUUUGGAUGUGCGAGCCCCCAGGAAGGGGAAGGGCAAACAGAGCUACUCAGCCACAUUCCCAAGUGUCGAAACGGUUCUUCAAAUGCAUCGGCAGCGCACGUCGGGAACACGAGCGCAACCACUACUUCCCCCAGGCUUCUCUUCUCCCGCGAGGUGGUCGCUGAAGUGGGUCGCCCGGAAUUUCAUGGUCAUUGACGAGUUUUGUUGGGUCUAUGCGGUAAUGCCAGACGGUCCUGAAUGGCGAGAAAAGGAGCACAUCGCAGAAGGUGGUUCAUCAGAUGUUUGGAAAGUCACAAUGUCUCCCUCGCAUCAGGUACACUUUCAAGAUCACGGGACGUUCGCACUCAAGGUUCUGAAACCGGGCCACGAACAUGCAUUCAGGAGAGAACUCGAAGUACUGAAGGUUUUUGAACAAAAUAAUCACCCACACAUAGUGCGCCUACUCAUGGCGUACGAGAGGGAAGGCUCAUACCACCUGCUUUUUCCAUGUGCAGACGGCAACCUUUCGAGUUAUUGGCACUCUUCAGAUACGGAACGCAGAUCAGAGGACGCCCAGUGGAUGCUUAGGCAGUGCCGUGGCAUAGCGAAGGGGUUGCAAGAGAUUCACUCGUUUGGAGGAGAGGGGAAAGCUAGCAUCUGUGGCCGGCACGGCGACAUCAAACCAGAGAACAUUCUUUGGUUCAAGGAUGGACCCAACGACAAAUUUGGCAGUCUUGUCCUUUCAGAUUUUGGUCUGGGGCGGUCAAGGCUUUAUGCGCCCCCGGAAUCCACCCACUCGGAGGCCAAUUCUUUGACGUCCCAUCUAUCGAGACAGCAGUAUGACAUAUGGUCCCUGGGCUGUGUAUUCCUUGAGUUUCUCACUUGGUUCGUGGGUGGUUGGAAAGAACUGAGAGACUUCUAUCAAGAAAGAUUCAAGGAUGGUGACAGGCGAUGCCGUAACUUCGCCUCCCUCCGCCACAGAUUAUUAAUGAUCAGAUCAGUCCUUGGCGACGAAGGAGGUUUGCAGUGUGAAUCCACAAUCGGCAACGGCUCCCUACAAUUGUUAAGAGAGCACUGCGAAUUGGUAGACCGUUGUCUCAGCCUGAAGCCCGCUGAUCGCCCGACAGCAAGAGAGGUCGCCAUUAUCUUGGAAUGACCUUACAAAAGAGGUCUAUUGCAAGUAUCUCCCAGAAAUAGAAACAUUUACCAUACAACAGAACCGGGAACCUCGCCAUGUAGGCGCCCCAGGCCACGCUGCGACCGUCACUGGCGUUUCAGGGGACCAGCUUCCCUAGGGACUCGACCAUGGUGGAGAUGGACGGGUGCUUUAAAGUGUAUGCCUGGGCAGGCAAUACCGAGGUCUACGCUAGGGCAAGCGCCAUACUCUCCUCCCUCACCGAACGCGCUCGGGCAAGCGCCAGACUCUCCUCCCUCGACAUCAUGUAUAACACAUUCGGCUUGCUGAGCUGUCUGCCGCGGAAGCGGACGGUCCGGCAGUACUCACUCUCCGCCACUACU